UAGAUGGUCAGGAGAAUGGCAGAGGCCAGUACUUUAGUAGAUCAGGACCAGUUCAGCUGUCCAGUCUGUCUGGAUCUGCUGAAGGAUCCAGUGACCGUUCCCCGUGGACACAGUUUCUCUAUGGUGUGCAUUAAUGGCUGCUGGGAUCAUGGGGAUCACAGGGGGCUCUACAGCUGCCCCCAGUGCAGAGAGACCUUCACUCCGAGGCCUGUUCUAUGCAGAAGCUACUUUAUAGCUGAAAUGUUGGAGAAACUGAAGAAAACAGAAGUCCGAGCUGCUCCUCCUGCUGGAUCUGGAGAUGUGGAGUGUGAUUUCUGCACUGGGAGGAAACGCAAAGCUGUAAAAUCCUGUCUGACGUGUCUGGCCUCCUUUUGUGAAGAUCAUCUUAAACCUCACUAUGAAAUUCCUGCUUGGAAAAAGCACAAGCUGGUCAAAGCAUCCACACGACUACAAGAGAAGAUCUGCUCUCAACACGACAAACUGAUGGACAUCUACUGUCGCACUGACCAAAACUUCAUCUGUUAUUUGUGUACAAUGGAGGACCACAAAGGCCACGAUACAGUCUCAGCUGCAGCAGAGAGAACCCAGAAACAGAGGGAGCUGGAGGAGAUGCAGAGAGACGUCCAGCAGAGGAUCCAGGAGAAGCAGAAGAAGCUGCAGGAGCUGGAACAGGCUGUGAACACUCUUAAGCGCUGUGCUCAGACAGCAGUGGAGGACACUGAGAGGAUCUGGACUGAACUGAUCUGCUCCAUUGAGAAAAAGCGCUCUGAGCUAACAGAGCUGAUCAGAGCUCAGGAGGAGGCUGAACUGAGUGCAGCUGAAGAACUCCUGGAGAAACUGGAGCAGGAGAUCGCUGAUCUAAAGAGGAGAAACGCUGAGCUGGAGCAGCUUUCACUCACAGAGGAUCACAUCCAUUUCCUCCAGAGUUUCCAGUCUCUGAGCGUCUCUUCUGGAUCUGAGGACUCCUCCAGCAUCUCUGUCCAUCACCAUCUCUCAUUUGAUGGAGUGAGGAGCGCUCUCUCUGAUCUGAAAGAGAGACUAGAGGAGUUCUGCAGAGAGGAGUUCAGGAAAAUCCCUCCACAGGCUGCAGCAGCUCCUUUAUCACUCUCAGAACCAAAGAGCAGAGAAGAUUUUCUACAGUAUUUCUGUCACCUGACUCUGGAUCCUAACACAGCGUAUCGUCGCCUCAUUCUGUCUGAGAAUAACAGAGCUCUGAUUCUGAGUAAUGAAGACCAGCAUUACCCUGAUCAUCCAGAGAGAUUUGACUAUUUCGGCCAGGUGUUGAGUGUGGAGAGUCUGAGUGGACGCUGUUAUUGGGAGGUUGAGUACAGUGGAGUUGCGGCCAUUGUAGUCUCAUAUAAAGACAUUCGCAGGAAAGGAGAGUUUUGUGAUGGUGAGUUUGGAUACAACAGUCAGUCCUGGAAACUGUUUUGUUCUAGUAACGCCUCUGUCUGGCACUGCUGCUAUAGAGAGGAGUUCCCAGAAGCUCCGUUAGCCAAAAUAGGAGUGUACGUGGAUCCCAGUGCAGGAAUUCUGUCCUUCUACAGCGUUUCUGACACAAUGACCCUUCUACACACAGUCCACACCACAUUCACUCAGCCGCUCUACGCUGGGUUCUAUGUUAGUCUUCAUUCAACUCUGAGGUUGUGUGAUAAAAACGAUGGUGGUGAUCGUGGCUGAUGGUCUGUGAGGCCUGUUUGACUAAGUUUCUGCUCUUAUCAUCCCUUUUUCCUCACUUCAUUAUAUUUCAUCUAUUAAGCCUAUUAAGAGUGAUUAUCCUCUUAUAAUAUCAGGUUUAUUAUAUUCUAAAGCUUAUUAUUCAGUAACUACAUGAACUACAGUGUAGAUUAACUGAGUUCUUUUUCAUCUUAAAGGGUUAUUAAGUCUGUGUGUGUAUUCACUGGGAUGCAGUAGUAGACCUGCUAUUGUUGGUAAAUACUGUAAGGUAUGUAAUCUGUAUCUUAUGCUGUAAUAGUUUGUUUUAACCUGUACCCCUUGGAACUGAGUUACUAGUGGUAGUGGUUGAAAUCUUCACCUAUGAAAUGGAACAACCCCUUAAAUAAAAAGAGCAUUACUUCAUUAACAGCUACUAGCGCUGCUCUGUGGGUGACCCUGCCAGUCUGCAGUGACAGGUGAGGAGGGUAAAGUUCAGCUCCUCAAUACUUAGUUAAAUUUAGGGCACUUUCAAAGAGGGCAGCGGUUGCGACAAUUAUCAUCGUGCACCUAUAGUUCUUUAGUGAUAUGAAGCUGAAGAUAUUCAUCAGCUUCUUGUUCAAAUUUUAAGUGGUGCAACAGUUCUGAUGCCUGGGGUGCCUGAAUUUACCUGCUGCCCCAUUUAAAGUAGAAUGGGAAAUUUAGCUAGCCAGCUAAGAGACAUCAGCACUACUAAUGAUUUAUUUAUGCUUGUUGUGAAGAAAAGGACCAUAAUGCACUGAAACAAUAUUAAACUAAAAUUAUACGGUGGUCAUCAUAAUUAUUUAACAGAGAAAAUUCUCACAUUUGAGGGUUUCUUUGGUCUCUUGUUCAGCCAUCUUGCUGGUUUUUCGUUUUUUUUUCUCACAACUCUCUGUUUGGAGA
Messenger RNA from Colossoma macropomum (tambaqui), 2577 nucleotides. Its product is annotated as tripartite motif-containing protein 16-like. Bases 4 to 1680 code for a protein of 558 amino acids. Gene Ontology annotation, molecular function: zinc ion binding; protein binding. Lineage: Eukaryota; Metazoa; Chordata; Actinopteri; Characiformes; Serrasalmidae. The record is from RefSeq and is a predicted model, not a curated record. The transcript is spliced from 6 exons.